AUGACUGUCCCUUUGAACGUCCAACCGCCCAAGGCUGCCGAUGUUGCCGUGGCCGCCUCGGCUGCUGCUGUGCGCAAGCGCAGACGUCGUGCUCCUACUGGCGGGGCUGCAGACGACUGCUUCACCUGCUCCAAACGCAACAUCAAGUGCGACCGCAGACGGCCGUACUGCUCGCAAUGCCUCGAGGUCGGCAAUGAGUGCUCCGGCUACAAGACCCAGCUGACCUGGGGUGUCGGCGUGGCCAGCCGUGGCAAGCUUCGCGGCCUCUCACUGCCCAUUGCCAAGGCACCGCCCGUCAACCCUGGCAUCGGGUCCGGCGUGUCCAAAAAGUCCAUCACCUCGACGCCUGCCCGCCAGAGAGCUGAAUCUGUCGCCUCGGCCGUCAGCUCAUGGAACGACUCGGACGUCUUGGCUGUCGUCAAUUCCGCCAACAUGUCGGCACGUGGCGCUUCUUCCAUCGCUACCACGCCUCGGGCUCUCCGAGACGACGUCGAGCUGGCUUUUGACACCUCUUCCUCCAUGUCGACUCCCUCCUUUAACUCGUACGAGCUCGCCCAUAUGUCGCCCGGCCACGUGGCUGCUACAUCCGCUCAUAUGUCUGUUUCCGUGUCCGUCCCGGCAAGCCUUGCCCACCAGAACUGGACCCCCUCUCCUGUUUCCGCGAAUCUCCCUCCAUUUUCUUCCAGCUUGCCGGCAGACUCUGGUCCCUACAGCCAGCAGCACCAGCACCAGCACCAGCAACGGCACCCGCACCAGCGCCAGCUCCCUCACCCGCAUCCGCAUCACCAACAACACCAACAACGGCAACAACGGCAACGUCAGAAUCCCGGCCCGGAGCUUCACCUCUCUGCCUCCAUUGACUCGCUGAGCGAUGUGGACUACAUGUCGCCCAUCAGCCACUCCUUCCCUCCCGACGAAAUAAACUUUAUGAACAGUCCUGCAGGCAUGGUCUACGACAGCUUCACUGGCCAAAACUCCCCUGUGCCCCAGAGUCCCACUAGCAGUCUUAUGAUCGAGCACCGCCGACCGGCCCCGACGUCCUGCCCGAGUCUGAUAUACGCCACGUCUGAACAGAGCUCCAGCCUACCCUCGUCGCACCCGGAAAACUACGAUUCAAACCUUAGCGCAAGGCUACUCCAGGACUGCGACUCGAUGGGCACCCCCUCGGACAUUGACGCCUACAGCACCAGUGCCCAGUCUGCUGGUCAGUACUGGGGCCCUUAUGGUGACGAGGAUGCGUCUCCCCCGAUGCGCUCGGAUGCCGCCCCUGCGGCGUGGCCCGCCAUGAUGGAUGGGCAAAAUACCUCCAUCAACUUGGAUCUCAUUGCCAAAAUGCCUUUUUUUAUCGACUACUACGAAAACACAAUGUGCCCCUCCAUGGUCUUCAUUGACGGGCCCACAAACCCUUUCCGCUAUCAUAUCAUGCAGCUUGCACGGUCAAGCCGGAGCUUGCAGCACGCCAUCUGCGCCUUGGCCGCGUGCAACCUGCGGAUGAAGCGCAAGCUGAGCCGGGGCCAGCACAGACGUGACGUCUCGGACGCUGUCGAUGACUCGGCCGGCCAGGGGGAUCAGUCGGUCUCGGAGGAGUACCAGCACCGCAAUAUGGCUGUGCACCUGCUGAACGAGCAGCUCAAUGACCCGGUCAAGUCCCGUCAUGACUCGGUGCUGGCUACCAUUCUCCUGUUGUGCCACUAUCGCAUGGCCGAGUCGGGCAUUGCUCGUUUCCAUACGCAUUUUGCCGGUGUAAAGAAGAUCCUGGCCAUGCGACGGGCAUCACCAUUCCCGCCGUCGCGCGACUACGCCUGGAUGGAGGCCCUAUUUACCUACUUUGACGCCAUAUCUGCCAGCAUCAAUGACCGCGAGAGCCAGCUGGAUAACUCUGUGCACGGUGCCAGUUCUGAUGCCCAGAUCCUUCCGCCAGGUUCCGAGAACCUGGUUGGUUGUGACCGUGAGCUAUUCCGGACCAUAAUCAAGCUUGGCCGACUCAACCUCCUGUCGCAGAGCCGGCAAGUGAAGGGCCCGGCGAGCAGGGGCAGCAGCAGUGGCAGCAGUGGCAGCAGCAACAAUGGCGGAAACAACAGUGCGAUUGCGCGGGCGCUUUCGUCGCGCUCGCAGUCUCCCCUCGGCUCCGCUCUGGGCCAACUCUACAGCCCGACCAGCAGCCAUCCGCGCCAGCACCAUCCACGCCACAUCAACACGGACGUGUACAAUAACCGGUAUGGCUCGUCGUUGGAUGACGAAGACAUGUUGCUGUCGCCGACUGCGUACGAAGACCAGCGGCUAGCAUUUUGGACGGAGUGGAAGGAGGCGCGACUUGCGCUGCAAUCGUGGGAGUUCGACUCUCAGCAGAUUGUCAACGGGCUGCACGGUGUGGGAACACCGACGCCGGCACAGCUGCGGGAUCUCUGCUCGCUGUCGGAGGCAUUUCGAUAUGCAGCGCUUCUGUAUACAGAGCGACUGGCCAACCCCAAUGCGCCUUCGACGGACAGCAGCUUCCGCAACUUUGUGAGUCAGGUGGUGUACUAUGCGACGAGCCUGGAGACAGGGUCGUCGGCUGAGAAGUUUCUGUUGUGGCCUCUGUUUGUUGCUGGCAGCGAAUGUGUCAAUGAGCUGCAGCAGACGAUUGUGCGAUCAAAGUGCCGCGAGAUCAUGUCGCGGUCGGGCUACAUGAACAACCUGGCAGCCUUGGACGUGCUGGAACACCUCUGGGCCAACAACGGCCAGGAAGAGGGCGGGGUCAAGGGCGAUAUGGCCUGUCGGGCGCCGUUUAGCUGGAACCGGUGCAUUGGGGGGCCGGGAAUCGAGGUGGAGUGGAUCAUGUUCUGA
This is a messenger RNA of Grosmannia clavigera kw1407, 2826 nucleotides long. Its product is annotated as fungal transcriptional regulatory protein. Bases 1 to 2826 code for a protein of 941 amino acids. The record is from RefSeq and is a predicted model, not a curated record. The transcript is spliced from 2 exons. Gene Ontology annotation, biological process: regulation of DNA-templated transcription. Gene Ontology annotation, molecular function: zinc ion binding; DNA-binding transcription factor activity, RNA polymerase II-specific. Lineage: Eukaryota; Fungi; Ascomycota; Sordariomycetes; Ophiostomatales; Ophiostomataceae.